CGUCGCGGAUAAACGAAUUUCGGAAGCUACAAAAUUCGCUAAAAGCCUGUGCGUUAUAUUAUCCCUAAACGGUAAAAGUUGUGCGUGCGCGUUUUCACUUGAUUUGCAAAGUUAUCAAUAAAAAAAACAAACCAAUUGAGACGCGUGUUAUUCAGACUUUGCAAACGAAAGCAACGGGUAAAUCGAGUUCGAACUAACGGUGUACACAGAAAACUUUGUUUCGGAUUAGUUGAAUUGGCUUUCGGAAUCGCCACAACCGACGAUCGACUGAUCGCUUUCCACCUUACUGGGGCACAAACUGGAAUGACGAAAGUCAGGAUCCACCAGCACCGAAGUCCAAUCAGCAGAAUGGCCGCCAGCAGUAGCGUAAUCACGUUUGGUUGCCUCCUGGCCCUGGGCCACAUUCUGGCGCCCACCGAGGCCAAUGUGCACCCAGUGCUCACGCACAAGAACGCCUCCUCCCUGCUGGGCCAGCUGGUCACCUCGAGCACCCUGGUCUGGGAGAGCUACGAUCCGAAGGAUGCCACGCAGCUGUCGUUCGCCGUCGAGGGCGGAAAGUACAUCACGGAGGACGAGCAUUACCCGAUCUAUGUUUGCCGGGUGACCAUCGACGGGGUGCACACCUCCGGCCACACCGAGAAGAUCCUGCAGCGCCACAGGUGCGUGGCGGCCCACUACAAGCACGGAAAGUACGACAACUUCGACGUCCUGAUGAACAAGGGGCACCUGGGCAAGGUCGGCUGGAAGCACUGGCGCAAGUUCGAUGCUGGCGUCCCAGUGGGCGCCAUUCGCAUUGGAGACGACUCGUUCAUUGGCCGCCAUCGGGCCACGCAUCAGCCGAACUCGGAGGGCAUCGCAACCCACUGGGGCGCAGACUUCAACCUGGGUCGCCUCGAUCCCCUGGGUCUGGGCAAAAUCAUGGUCAUCGAGAACGAUCGCGAGAAGUACUACGACGAUGGCGAAGUGCUGAUCGAGACGGAGCCGUUCCGCUACGAGCUGCGGGACAUCAAACUGGACCGCAUACGCACCGACCUGCGACAGAACCUAACCGAGCUGGCCACUGGCAAACUGGAGAAUCUGGGCGAUAAGUACAGCACCGUGGAGACCGUGAUGACCUACAGCUUCGACUAUAUUCAGUACUGGGGAUCCCAUGACGGUGUGGCGCGUGGACUGCCCACAAAAAUAUUCGAAAAGGAUAUCAUUAUCCCAGCGGAAAUCAACUGGGCCCUGAAGACCAGCGAGAAACGGUUCGAGAACAAGGCGGUGCAGACCAAGUUGUGGCCGGGAACAGCCAUCAAUGUGACGCUGCGUGGCACCUAUGUGACCCUGGAGGCACCAUACACUGCCAAACUGUUUGCCUUCUACUACGGCAGUGACGAGAGUGUUUCCCGGAAGAUAAGCGCCGAUGUUCGCAAGAGCUACUUGAAGGAGGUGAAGCUGGAGUUCAGCCCCGUCUACUGGAUUGAAAACGGCACGCUUGUGCCCACAACGACAACAACAACGACUACCUCCACCUCGACCACAACACAUGCCACCACCACCAGCACCAACGAGCCGACACCCAUAAACGAGCCUCCACUGGUACAUGUGAAGCACAUGGGGGAGAAGCACUCGGGUCCCGAUAGCCUGGAGAAAACACUGCACGACUCGCCGGGGAGCAACGAGGUGAACUCGCACGAGGCGCCCGAGAAUAUGUCCUCGAAUCCCGGCAAGGAUGUGGCGCUGGCCGGCUUCGGAGUGAACGCAGCGGGAUCGAUAGCAACAGCAGGAUCUGCUUGCAUGACGCUACUCCUAACACUGUUCUUGAGUCUGUAGAUGGAAUUGUAAUCUGGACUUAGUGUAGCGUUUAAUUGUUGUUGUUGUACCUGUUGUACCCGUCUUUGAGAGCAAAUGGAGAAGAGAAAGAAUGAGAAUUGAGGAAAUUACAAGAAGACAGCUAGACAGAGAGAGAAGGAGAGAAGUAGGGCAUAUAGGAAAUACUCGUAGGAAUCGGGCAGAUGUUCUGGCGGAUGUGGAAAUGGAAAGCAAAAGUUGAUAUUUUUUAUACUUGUCCCAAGGCUUCUUCUUCUACAAAAAACCCCUGAAAAAGGUAAUCCAAAUCCAAAUUGCAAUUAAAACUAAUGAAAAGAAACAAGAAAACGAGAAACCAGAAACCAGAAACCAGAAACAAGAAACAAGAAACAAAACAUUCCUAAACCAAAUCCCUCACAAAAGGAAAUGAAUCAAAAGUUUAGAUAUUAAUACGUACUGUACUACUUUUACUCGUAUGAAGAAUAUUUGAAACGUUUUUGAGUUGCUUUGCAAAACAGAAUGUUUAAUGAAAAUUCGAAUGGCUUCUCAUUUAUUUAGUUUGCUAAGCGGUAAUGUAAUCGAUAAUCGAGUAGGAAAAGUAAUGACUAAUGAAAUGACAAUUGAAUAAGCGACGAUAUUAUUUAAUUUGAUGCGUUCAAUAACGAUACGACGAUGUAUGAUGUAUGUAUAUGUCUAAAAAUUAAAGCCUAUGUAAAACAUAAGUAUAUAUGUAUCUACCGUAAGUGUAAGUGAAACACUCCAAAUAUGUAAAUUAGAAACUAUUUCUUUGAAUCUUUCAAUUUAAGUAUGUUUUGCUCGCUGACCAGCCUUAUUUUUUAAGUUAAUUCGGAUCCAUUUAACCCGGUAAACACACGAUGAGAACGGAUUCCCUUAUUUCAAAUUAAAAUCAAAUAAAAAGCUUGUACAUUUUAAUCGAACGAAAAUGCA
Molecule: messenger RNA, 2739 nt
Organism: Drosophila persimilis
Lineage: Eukaryota; Metazoa; Arthropoda; Insecta; Diptera; Drosophilidae
Gene: uzip
Product: protein unzipped
Exons: 6
Coding region: 304-1815 (503 amino acids)
Source: RefSeq, a predicted model, not a curated record